Babjeviella inositovora NRRL Y-12698 is the source of this 2150-nucleotide messenger RNA. RefSeq lists its product as uncharacterized. Bases 18 to 2039 code for a protein of 673 amino acids. Gene Ontology annotation, biological process: DNA damage checkpoint signaling. The record is from RefSeq and is a predicted model, not a curated record. Lineage: Eukaryota; Fungi; Ascomycota; Pichiomycetes; Serinales. The transcript has a single exon.
GACACAUCUAGAAUGCCAUGGCUGGAUUUGAGGACUUUGAUAGCUUCGACUCGUUUGAAGACUCGUUUGACGAGGAUGAGAUGAUUGCGUUGACUGCGCGGCCGCCGGUGUCGCAGCCUGAACGAGGAACCGUGGAGAUCACCGAAUCUGGGGAGUACACCCAAUUGCCGAAGCCGCUUGAGGUACAACCUCCGGUAGAUACCAAAGCCCAAGACUUGCUCGCAGCCAGGGGAGAGGUUUCCAUCUUGCGGUCACGACUCGAGGCGCUCACCAAGGCGAAAGAGGAUGAGAUCAGGCGGUUGAGCGAGGAGGCCAAGGCCGCCAAAAUCGCGGCCGAGGAGCGAAUUAGCACGCUAGGAGCGCAAAAUACGGUGUUGGAGGAUGACAAAAAAUUUCUCCAUAACCAGCUAAAGCUCCGCUCGCAUGAGCCCAAGCGGAGAAAGCUCGAUGAAGCAGAAAAGCCACGGGAGGUCAAGGUAGAGAAGGAGGUCAGGACGAUUGUAGUCCGGACUAGUGUUCCAGAUGAACGACCUGGCCUUGUAGAGCAUCUUAUACGGCACACGGUUAGGGGGUUGCCACGGUCUUGCAUGGAAUAUUUGGCGAGAAUUUCCAUUGACACUAAGUUCACGUGCAAGGGAUGCGUGAUUUUGCCACGGGAACCGAUUUCUGGGAGUAUCCAGGCAUAUUUGGUGGCGAAACAGAGCUUGCUUAAGCUUGAUGACCUCGUGGAGGAGUUUUGUGAGGUUGUUUCCCGGCUUAUAGGGCAGUUGGUCGAUGCUCAGCGCCUUCUUGCGGUCCCGUUUCUCUUAGCCGUGCUCCACGCAACUGUCAGGUUCCGGCCAAAUGCCGUUAAAGAUGAUGUUUUAGAGCAGUUAAUGGACCUCAACUUUGAUAUCCUGGAGCGCUACGAACACACUCUCAAGGCCGAUAUGGACGAUCCUGAAUUUCCCAGCAACGUCCCUGACCACAUUGCGCUUCUCCAGAGCACCACCAUGCUUUUCUCCGUGGAGCUUCUCGAGCUGCUCUUCUCGUGUGCACAGUUGCGGCUGGAGGCGCUUCGCGCGCGCGUGUGGGCAAAGCUCCAACCGACCCUUCUUCCGAAGCUCCUCUCGACCCAUUCGCCUGUCAAUGUUGCCUUUGCGGCCGUGGAAAUGGUUAUCGCGUCCCAGACCGGCGACCAGCGACAGAUCUUGCUAGUGGCGAAACUUAUCGCAGAAGAGCCUGCGCCACGAAUCGGAUUCCAGCUUUAUGGGCUCAAUCGAAUGAUCGGGUCCAACAAAGAUGCCAGGAGGUUGGAUUCCAUGGUCCCGUCGGCGCGGAGAAAUUUCGAGGGAAAGUUAGUGACGCCUACCCCUCUACCGGUGGCUAAUUGGGAAACUGGUGACAAUGGUCACGUCUCCCACGUUGCGCUUUUGGGACUCCGUGUCUUGGAGCUUCUCACCGUGUGCAACGACAUGUACCGGAGCGCACGCCCGUUGAUAGACGUGCCUGUGAUUAAAAUCUUGACGGCCAACGCGACGAUGGAGCAGGACUUUGUCUACGCCCACCCGCGCCACCGGCUGGUCCCCACGCGCAUCAUGACCGUGGCCAAGACGGUUGCGAUCUUGCACGUGCUGUGGCACCGGUUUCAGAAGGGCGAGCUACAGAUUCCACGAGACACCUCACACGAGCUACUCGUGUUGCUCACGCGUGUGGCGUUCUCUCAGACGAAGGAGGGGUUGUGGGAUGCCAGCAUGAACUACAUGCGGAAGAUGCGGGUGCAGUUUGGGAUCCGGGCGCCGCUAUUUAACGAGUACGCAGAGGCGCGUGCGCGCAAAUUAGCCCACAUCACUGCGGCGUCGUCCAUGGAGGACAUUUGUGAGGCUGAGCUCACGUUUGCCAACGGGUUGGAGUUUGCAUAUGAAGAUAAUACUAUUUGUUUGGCCAGGGAGAUCUUGGAGAUGCUCACGACGGGCCCGGAAGCUGAUAAUCUUUACAGCUCGAUGAACUCGGAGGUAGAGGACUGGGAUAUGGACCAGGACCAGAUGGAUGAGAGAUAGAAGUUUGAGCUAGACCGGGUUUAGCCUUAGUGAUUUGAGAAUAGAUCAGUGCUCAUAGCCAUGGCUACGGUCGGGGGAUCCUAAAUAUGAAAUAACUUAAUCAUAAAGGUG